Messenger RNA from Mycosarcoma maydis (corn smut), 1002 nucleotides. Its product is annotated as putative tricarboxylate secondary active transmembrane transporter. The record is from RefSeq and is a predicted model, not a curated record. Gene Ontology annotation, biological process: mitochondrial citrate transmembrane transport. The transcript has a single exon. Lineage: Eukaryota; Fungi; Basidiomycota; Ustilaginomycetes; Ustilaginales. Bases 1 to 1002 code for a protein of 333 amino acids.
AUGAGCAACGCAGCAUCUUCUGCCUCGUCUUCCAUCUCGGAGGCAGCUUCCAAAACUUACAGUGCGAUCAAGGAUGUGGCGCCAGGACCCAAGAAAGCGGCUUCAACGCCAACCCAGACAGCACAGCGUAAGGACAAACCCCUCUACUCGCUCAUAGCCGGUACCACCGCUGGUGCUGUCGAAGGAUUCACCACCUACCCUAUUGAGUACACCAAGACCGUCUCCCAGUUCGCAGCCAAAGCGGGCGAAAAGGCGCCUGGACCUAUCACGAUCGUACGCAACACUAUCGCCAAGGAUGGUUUCAUCGGUCUCUACUCAGGGUGUGGUGCGCUGGUGACGGGCAAUGCGAUCAAGGCAGGUGUCCGAUUCCUCAGCUAUGACCACUUCAAGACGAUGCUCAAGGACGAAAAUGGCAAACUGUCUGGUCCGCGAUCACUUCUUGCCGGUUUGGGUGCGGGAAUGAUGGAAGCAAUCUUCGCAGUGACCCCAUCAGAGACGAUCAAGACCAAGCUCAUCGACGACGGUAAGAGAGCUGUUCCCAAGUAUCCGAGAGGCUUGAUUCCUGGUACAACAGCUAUUGUCAAAGAAGAAGGUAUCAGAGGUAUUUACAGGGGUCUAUUCCCUGUCAUGUUGAGACAGGGUGCCAACUCGGCUGUGCGCUUCGGGACGUACUCGACGCUCAAGAACUUUGUCAGUGGAAGCGCGCGUCCCGGCCAAUCAUUGCCCGGUGGAAUCACCUUUGGCAUCGGCGCCGUUGCCGGUAUUGUCACGGUCUACGCAACCAUGCCUUUGGAUGUGAUCAAGACACGAAUGCAGACGUUGGAAGCACGUACAAAGUACCGCAACACAUUCAACUGCGCCGCCGUCACAUUGCGCGAAGAGGGCAUUCUUGCCUUUUGGCGCGGAGCUACUCCCCGUCUUGCUCGACUGGUGCUCUCCGGUGGUAUCGUGUUUACCGUCUACGAGGAGAUCAUGAGCGUGCUCGGCGCCAAAACUAUGUAA